CCGCCGCCCAGCCGCCGUUUUCGAGACUCACAGCGUCUCGUCGGGGAGCCUGGGCUCUGGGCCUGGCUGCGCCUCGGCCGCUCGCUUUCUCUCUCCGGGCCGUGGUUCUUUCAGCUCUAAAAUGGAGGACGGUGGCGUCUGCCCUGCGUACGCCACAGGGUGAUGGCAGGGCUGACGCUGCCUGCCUGGAAGCCGAGGAGCGCUGUUGCUGAACCCGGCAGCCAUUCCACUCCCUUGGGAAGCCUUCCAAAUGCUGAGGCUCCGUCGUCACCGGGUGAUUGUGAUCUGCUGCCGGGACCGAAACCGCGGGCCCAGAGUGUGAAAUGACAGUACUGUGAUCACGGCCGGAAUGUGCACUUCGUCGAAGGUGGAUCACAGUCUUGAGAAAGCAAGCGGCUGUUAUUUUCUCCGCGAACACAGGGUCCUAAUCUGGGUGGAAGAUGUCUAUGGAUGUGACGUUUCUGGGGACGGGCGCAGCAUACCCAUCUCCAACCCGGGGUGCGUCUGCCGUGGUCCUUCGGUGUGAGGGCGAGUGCUGGCUCUUUGACUGCGGAGAGGGAACACAGACACAGCUUAUGAAGAGCCAGCUCAAAGCAGGGAGAAUUACCAAGAUUUUCAUCACUCAUCUUCAUGGAGACCAUUUCUUUGGCCUUCCUGGGCUCCUCUGCACAAUCAGCCUGCAAAGCAGCUCCGUGGUUGCCAAGCAGCCUAUUGAAAUCUAUGGCCCUGUAGGACUUCGGGACUUUCUCUGGCGAACCAUGGAACUCUCUCACACGGAGUUGGUCUUCCCUUACGUGGUCCAUGAGCUGGUGCCUACAGCGGAUCAGUGUCCUACCGAAGAACUAAAGGAAUUUGCACAUGUGAAUACAGCAGACAGCCCUCCCAAAGAGGGACAAGGAAGGACUAUCCUAUUAGACUCAGAAGAAAACUCAUACCUCCUGGUUGAUGAUGAACAGUUUGUUGUAAAAGCAUUUCGCCUCUUUCACAGAAUUCCCUCUUUUGGGUUUUCAGUCGUGGAAAAGAAACGCCCAGGUAAACUCAACGCACAGAAACUAAAAGACCUUGGUGUUCCGCCAGGUCCUGCCUAUGGAAAGCUGAAAAAUGGAAUUUCUGUUGUUCUGGAAAAUGGGGUUACAGUUUUUCCCCAGGAUGUCUUAAAAAAGCCUAUCCUUGGAAGAAAAAUCUGCAUACUGGGUGACUGUUCCGGGGUUGUGGGUGAUGGAGGAGUGAAGCUGUGCUUUGAAGCAGACCUGUUGAUCCAUGAAGCGACCUUGGAUGAUGCCCAGAUGGACAAAGCAAAGGAGCACGGCCACAGCACACCACAGAUGGCAGCAACAUUUGCAAAGUUGUGCCAUGCAAAGAGGCUGGUUCUGACUCACUUCAGUCAGAGGUACAAACCAGUUGCCUUGGCCAGAGAAGGAGAAACAGAUGGCAUUGUAGAACUAAAAAAGCAAGCUGAAUCAGUGUUAGAUCUCCAAGAAGUGACUCUAGCAGAAGAUUUUAUGGUGAUUGGCAUUCCAAUCAAGAAGUAAAACCAAUGUUCCUGAACACAUGUUGACAUAUCUGUGAACUGGACCUAUUGUCAAGUUUUUUAUUUUUUGUUUUUAGUCUGAAAUUAUUUGAGCCCUAUUAAUCCUAAAAAGGAUGGAGCUGCAUUGCUGAACUGACUCAGUAGUUAGAGGGAGCAAGAUUUUUGAUAAUAAAUCAUUUUUAAAAGAA
Molecule: messenger RNA, 1719 nt
Organism: Lemur catta (Ring-tailed lemur)
Lineage: Eukaryota; Metazoa; Chordata; Mammalia; Primates; Lemuridae
Gene: ELAC1
Product: elaC ribonuclease Z 1
Exons: 4
Coding region: 441-1532 (363 amino acids)
Cellular component (GO): nucleus
Molecular function (GO): 3'-tRNA processing endoribonuclease activity
Source: RefSeq, a predicted model, not a curated record